AAAUCAGCACAACCGGUAAAUUUUGAGAGAAAUUAUUCUGCGCGGAUGGUCUGUGCACUGCCUACAGAGUCGCUUAGAAUAAUUUGCCAAAUUUUUAGAAUUUGGGCAUUCAAUCCUGCCGCCUUCGUGGUUUGGGCGAGAGAAGUCCCAGUUUUGUUUUCGAUUAUGCGAUUCUUAAAAAGAGCGUUUUUUACAAGUAGUUGAAGGGAGUGGAAAGAAAGGAGAAGAAGGAGACGAAAAUAUGUGCAUAGCUGCUUGGAUUUGGCAGAAUCAUCCCAAGUAUUCGCUUUUUCUUUUGUCCAAUAGAGAUGAGUACCACGACAGGCCUACACGGCCAGUGGAGUGGUGGGGGGAGGCCGAUGAUAAGAUUUUGGGAGGAAGGGAUGAAUUAGCUGGUGGAACAUGGCUGGGAUGUACAAGAAGUGGAAGAUUGGCUUUCCUUACUAAUUAUAGGGAGCCGAACCCUUCCUCUACUGCAAAAAGUAGGGGAGAUUUGACCCUUAGAUUCUUGCAGAGCCACAUGAGUCCUUUGGAAUAUGCAGAGGAGACGGCUAAAGAAGCAACUGAAUACAAUGGUUUCAAUCUAAUAUUAGCUGAUAUCCGCUCAAAAGUCAUGGUUUAUGUUUCUAAUAGACCAGAAGGUGAGCCUGCUUCAGUUCAGAUUGUUUCUCCAGGUCUUCACGUGCUCUCUAAUGCAAAGUUAGACACUCCUUGGCCAAAGGCCCUGCGGCUCCAUGAGAACUUUAACAAACUUCUAAGGAGAUAUGGUAAUGAAGAAAUCCCAGAGAAGGAAGUAUUUGUGAACCUUAUGAGUGACAGUGUUAAAGCUGAUUUAAAUAGAUUGCCUAAUACUGGCUGUGAGCCUGAGUGGGAGUUCAAUUUGAGUUCGACCUUUGUUGAUAUUGAGAGCAAAAGGGGUCGGUAUGGAACUCGAAGCAUGGCUGCGCUAUCUGUGGUAUCAAAUGGGGAGGUAAGCUUCUAUGAGAGAUACUUGGAUGUAAAUGAUGGAGAAUGGAGGGAACACACCUUCGAGUUUCAGAUGGACGAUUUGAAGCAAAAGGAAGACUAGGAUUUUUGUCGGAAGACCAAGUGACGAUGAGAAAUUAUUAGGUUCGAACACCGGACAAAGAGAAUCAUCCGGAUUUUUCUGUCUACAGUAAAAACACAGUCAAAGUGCAACUGCUAUAGUAACUGCGAUUUGACUGCACUUUUACUGUAGACAGAGAGAAAUUCAGAUGAUUCUUUUUGUUCGAUGUCCGAACCUAAUAAUUUGCCAAUAACGAGGCCUUUUGUGAUAUCCUGUACAUUUCUCCUAAGUUGAAGUCAUUACACUGCUAAGCUACAACCAUUUCUCGAGUUUAGUAGGAGAAGCUUCUUCUAAGUUUUCUUUUACUGUUCUUCAAAUUGAUAUAUAACACUGAUUACGGCUUUGUUUGAAACGGCUUUCUUACUGUUUUUUAAAACAGUUUUUUAGUACAAAAAUUUUUGUACUAAAAAAACUGCCUCAGAAAACAAUAAGAAAGCCGUCCUAAACGAAGCCUAUGUUGCCUUAGCUUCUCCUUCUUUGUAGUUUUAUUUAAUAUAAUUCUUACACAGUUGUAAAGAAGUUAUGGUUGGUUAUUUUUUUCAUUAAAUUAUCCUUUUUGUUCCGAAGUUUA
Messenger RNA from Dendrobium catenatum, 1658 nucleotides. Its product is annotated as transport and Golgi organization 2 homolog. Lineage: Eukaryota; Viridiplantae; Streptophyta; Magnoliopsida; Asparagales; Orchidaceae. The transcript has 5 exons. Bases 242 to 1069 code for a protein of 275 amino acids. The record is from RefSeq and is a predicted model, not a curated record.